AUGGACAACAUGACCCACAACUCGAGCAGCAGCAACUCCUGGGACUUGGACAUGAGCCUCGGCAGCCACCACCACCCUCUCCUCUUCGACCACCCCACCACGACUCCACCGGCGCCGCCACCGCCGCCAUUAUCCUUCCACCUCCACCCACCUCUUCCAUCACAGCAGCAGCAGCAGCACCACCAGCUAGCCUUAGAUCAUUCCCCUCCCCCAUCCCUCUUCCCUCCUCACCACCUCCACCAUCUUGACUUGGCCGUCGACCUCCACCGACAUGGCCAUGAAUACCACCAGCACCAGCACCAGCAGAGAGAUCAGCAGCACGACGAGAUGCAACAAAGGCCGCCGCCGCCGACGGAUCAGGAGGGUUCGCAGUCACAGCUUCAUCAGCAGCACCAGGACGCCGUGGACGAGGCGGAGGAGGAGCUGGGCGCGAUGAAGGAGAUGAUGUACCGGAUCGCCGCCAUGCAGCCGGUGGACAUCGAUCCGGCUACAAUCAAGAAGCCACGCCGCCGCAACGUGCGCAUCAGCGAGGACCCGCAGAGCGUCGCCGCGCGCCACCGCCGCGAGCGGAUCAGCGAGCGCAUCCGGAUCCUGCAGCGCCUUGUCCCAGGGGGCACCAAGAUGGAUACGGCUUCCAUGCUCGACGAGGCCAUCAGGUACAUCAAGUUCCUCAAGCGCCAGGUCCAGGACCUCCAACACCAGCCUGCACCGCCGCAUCAGCAGCACUAUCCCGGCGGGGGCAGCAGCGGCGGCGCUGGGCCUAGUAGUACGGUGGCCAUGGCGGGGCGGCCGGCCUUCCUGCCACUGGGUGCCGGAUCCCUGAUCGACUGGGCGGGGCUGACCAGGCAGGUGGAUAUCCACGGGCCGACGUCAUCGUCGUCCUCGUCCUCGAUGGGCGGCGCACUAGGUUUUGGGUUCAGCGGCGGCGGCGGUCAAAGCAGCCAUGGAAUGCACUGA
Molecule: messenger RNA, 957 nt
Organism: Lolium rigidum
Lineage: Eukaryota; Viridiplantae; Streptophyta; Magnoliopsida; Poales; Poaceae
Product: transcription factor HEC3-like
Exons: 1
Coding region: 1-957 (318 amino acids)
Biological process (GO): regulation of DNA-templated transcription
Molecular function (GO): DNA-binding transcription factor activity; protein dimerization activity
Source: RefSeq, a predicted model, not a curated record